Molecule: messenger RNA, 2606 nt
Organism: Amphiprion ocellaris (clown anemonefish)
Lineage: Eukaryota; Metazoa; Chordata; Actinopteri; Pomacentridae
Product: myocyte-specific enhancer factor 2A-like
Exons: 11
Coding region: 372-1757 (461 amino acids)
Biological process (GO): positive regulation of transcription by RNA polymerase II; cell differentiation; heart development
Molecular function (GO): protein dimerization activity; RNA polymerase II cis-regulatory region sequence-specific DNA binding; DNA-binding transcription factor activity, RNA polymerase II-specific
Source: RefSeq, a predicted model, not a curated record
CCUAAAUAUAGCGGACGAGGCGCUCUGUGUGUCUGAGUCUUUCUGCCGGAGACACUUUGAUAAAAAGCCCGUAUUUAGAGCGGCAGCAGCAGCAGCAGCAGCAGGGCAGUGAGAAUCUCGUUUCUAAGCAGAAGAAUAACUGUCUGUACCAUCUCUUCUGUAGCUGUACUUAAAGUUCGACGUUGAAGAAGAGGUUCUUCUCCUUUCAGCGGUCAUACCAAACCAUUCAAGCAAACCAUGCCCAGCUGAUGCCGGAUGCCAGAAACAGUAACUGACAUUGGGACUAUGUGUUAAGGACUGGCUCUUGAAUUCUUAACUACUUGGAGCCCGCUGAUAUUCUUCUUCGGCUGUUAGUGGAAGUUGUUUUGGCAAUGGGGAGGAAGAAGAUUCAGAUCACCCGGAUUGUAGAUGAGAGGAACCGACAGGUGACUUUCAUGAAGAGGAAGUUCGGUCUGAUGAAGAAGGCCUAUGAGUUGAGUGUUCUGUGUGACUGUGAAAUUGCCCUCAUAAUUUUCAAUGGCUCCAACAAGCUGUUUCAGUAUGCUAGCACCGACAUGGACAAAGUCCUGCUGAAAUACACCGAGUACAACGAACCCCACGAGAGCAGAACCAACUCUGACAUCGUAGAGGCCCUGAACAAAAAGGAGCACAGAGGCUGUGACAGCCCUGAUGCCGAUCCUUCCUACGUUCUCACCCCAAAUACUGAGGAGAAAUACAAAAAGAUUAAUGAGGAGUUCGACAAUAUGAUGAAGUGUCAUAAAAUUUCCACAGGCCAACCCCAGCAGCACUUCAUGCAUGUAGCACCAGGCAGCAUGACCUACAGUCCUGGUGCCGGAGGAGGAGGAGGAGCGACAUCCCAGGCUUUAGCUGCAGCCACAGCAGCUCUGGCUGACAGCGGGAUCCUCUCCUCAUCUCACACACACCUCCACAGAAACAUAAACUCUUCACAAAGACCUCCCAGCACGGGAAACACAGGUGGACUGCAGGGCAGUCCUGAUAUGGCUCUGCAAAAUGGAUCUGGACCAGCUGUGAAUGGAUUCGUGGGUUCAGCCGGAGGAGGCAGCUUGGGAAAGAUCAUACCACCAAAAUCUCCUCCUCCUCUUCCACCUCAUGAGAACAGCCUGGUCCCUGCCAGCCGCAAGACAGACCUCCGAGUGGUCAUCCCCCAGUCCAAAGGAGUGAUGCAAACACUGAGUAACCAGAGACUGGGCAGCAGUCAGUCCAGUCAGCCUCUAUCCACACCGGUUGUCUCCAUCACCACACCCAGUCUGCCCCACCAGAGUCUGGUCUACACUGGCAUCGGUUCAUCCUACAGCAAUGAUUACUCCUUGAACAGUGCAGAGCUGUCAGGCUUCAGCUCUACCACAGGCCCCUCUCUGGGCUCCAUGGCACCAUGGGAGCAACACCAGCUGAGCUCCAUGGGGUCAGGAGGCUCCAGUCUCUCCAUCAACACCAACCACAACAUCAAUAUCAAAGCCGAGCCGAUCUCCCCACCCCGAGACCACCUUAACCAAUCUGCAUACAUCACCCAUCCUCACGUCCCUCCUCAUCCUCACUCUUCCACCUCCUCAUCCGCUCGAGUGGAGAUGAGGAGGUCCCCUGCAGACAGCGUCAGCUCCUCCUGCAGCUCCCAUGAGGGCGGCAGCGACCGGGAGGAGCACCAACGGUCAGACUUCCACCCACUUCCUGCGAGUCAGUCUGAAGGCAGGGAGAGCCCGACGGUCAAACGAAUGCGAAUGGACAGCUGGGUGACAUAGACCCUGGAGUCACAUGAUGAGAUGUCAUCGGAGCAAAUGCAGGAAGGACACUGUUGCAGACUAAAUGUGGGUGUUAUUGACAUGCUCUGUUAACUUUUCUUUAAAUUAUCUUUGUUCCUAACUUGGUUUUUGAGAGGGAUUGAGCGAGAUUAGUUUGAUCAUUGUGGAUCUGAUAAACAUGUCAAACUGUCUGAAAAUCUUAUGGUACUUUAGAAAAUUCCACGUUUUAAACACAAUGAAAGCAUCACAGAUCGAUAAAUGUGGGUCCAAUUGAAGUACAAUCUGUCAUUUUCAUAUCCUGUGGGGUACUGGACACAGAAGAAUGAAGAAGCAUUACUGUGAGCUCAUGAUAUGGGCAGUAAAACAGAGAAAUGCUACUAGAUGUCUCCCACUGGGUGUCAGGCAAUUCAUUCUGAACUUCUCAGGGUUUCAAACAUUAACUGAGUCAAACAUGAAAGCAAUACUCCCUCCACAUGGUCAUCUCUGUUACUCUUUAUAAAAACACUUAUUUAUAUAAGCCAAAGCAGUAUACUGUUUUUAUGUUGUUUAGUGUGUUUUUAUAUUGUGCACAGAAUAAUACAAUAUUUCAUUGAGAUUUCAAACUGAAAGCCAUGGACUAUGUACUACCGAAAUAUAUCUUUAUUGUUUUGUAUAUAGUAUCUUUAAUAUAUAUCACUUUUGGUGUAACUAUAUAGUGUUGUCAAUCUGUUUUAUUUGCUUUGGAGAAUUAUGAAACCUCCACCAUGUUUUACAAGAAUAUAUUUUUGUGGAUGAUUGCCAUAUUUGCAGAGCAUUAUCCUAUGUUUUCUCAUCAAGUGUCUGCUGGAUAAAUCUGUUUUGUGAAGUACA